CCGUUCGCCACGCGCGUUCUCCCGUCGUACAAAAUAUAUAUAUACCGUGUGUGUGUAUUUGUUUGUGUGUGAACUUUUUUUAUUUGAUUUCGACUAAAGCCAAUAAAAAAUUUUGGAAAAAAUAACCGCCCGCGAUUGUGUAGUAUCUGUACUAGAAAAAAAAAAUCGGUGACGAAAAUUAACAAAUAUUGUCGUCGCCGUUAGUUGUGUGUGUAUAAACUAUAAUAUAUAAUAUAGUCGGGGUCGUGUUCGGGAUAGUGUUUAUAAUAUAUACAUAUACGUAUUAUAUGAUAUUAAACGAAUCGUUUUUCCACCAUUAAACACUCAUUACCAGGUUACCAGCAAGUCGAUUUGUGUGCAGUUUUUGUUUCGGUUUUUCUAGUUAACCUAGCUUUUCGUAGACCGAGACGGUAAAACGUAGCGUACAAUUUGUUUGCCCUUUUUAAGAGACACGGUAUUGUUACAAUAGCGUCGGAGUAACAAUAUAAUAAUAUUAUAUUCUUAUUGUCACGGUGUGAUGAUGUCUGCGAAGAUGUUCGGUCGCACCGGCUUCGGGCCGUAGUCCGGACUUGUUGUGUGUUGUACUCGUGCGACACAUUGGGAAGACAUCGGAGACACAGAAACCUUUUCACUGUGGUGUAUAAUAUAUAAUACAUAACAUAGCUGUGUACCCCCACACACACACAUACACAAAUUGUAUUGUAUAUUUUAUUAAAACAUGGAAGACCUAUACAUUUCUACGACGACGGCCGCGGCCACCAACAACAACGUGAUGGACGACUUGCCCAAAAAGAAAUGGAACGGCGGUCUGACCAUCUUGAAGGAACACGCCGUGGUCGAUGAGUGCUACAGAGAAGACGGCGGAAAACCGCCUAUCCUGCCGGCAGACGACAAGCGAAGGAACCGCAGGAAGUCCUGGCAAAUGGGACGUUUGGACAAAAAGCGCAGGAAGAGCGUGUCCGUGCUGUCGCCCAUACCGGACGCGGAACAGUGCGGUCUGGCUGGCAGUUAUUACAAGACCAAACGACCAAGCUGGUGGAACAUCUUCACUGCCGACCAUUGGCCUCGUUCACGAAGAAAUUCAGAUUUCGCCGGCACCACAAGUGAACGUAUUCCGUACAAAAGAGGGAAGAGUCGCAGCGUGGACCAUGGACUCACGUCGCCAUUCGAUUUGGAUUCUCUGCGCAGCAAAGUCGAGGGCAGAUUCGAGAGCGUCGACAAACUCAACAGAGAUUCAGGUACGGAUGGAGAGAGUCAGAGCAGCAGCAAAGAGCGGCUUAGCGAAAGAAAAAUGCAUAAGCCACCACCUAUUGCCACCAUUACGUACAAGGUUGAAGCGUCAGAUACUCUGGCUUCAGUAGCGGCCAGGUUCGACACAACCCCGUCAGAGUUGGCUAUACUGAACAGACUUCCAUCGCGCACAGUAUUUCCUGGACAAAUUAUCCGUGUUCCAGAUAAGAAACGAUCGUCAGUGUCUGAAUCCGAUGCAUCACAAGGUGCUCUUAGCAAUCUCGAUGUAUCCGAAACAAACAGUUCCACGUCAGCAGAAGGAGAGAGUAAAUCGGGACUAUCGACUGGAAAUGAUAGUAGAGAUGCCAGUAACAGAAGAGAAGACGAUAUGUUGGACUCUUUGCGUCCAUCAUCGCCGAAGUCUGGACAUCAGGAACACACGGGUUCCUCGGCGUCGCCUUCAUCAGGCAGGUCGCACACGCGCGGUGUAGAAAGGUUCCUCAAAAUUAAUGUUCGACACAUCACAGAUGGACAAGGUGUCGUUGGCGGCGUGUUACUGGUCACUCCUAAUGCGGUCAUGUUUGAUCCAAACGUUUCUGACCCAUUGGUAAUUGAACAUGGACCUGAAUCUUACGGUGUUAUAGCUCCCAUGGAGUUUGUAGUGAAUGCGGCCAUAUAUUAUGAUAUAGCGCACAUGAGAGUCGCAGGACCGUAUCAAGCUUCAGGACAUGAAAAUGAUAAUAUCACAAAGCCUGCAAUUUACCACUUGCCGCCCGCUCCAAAACCAGAAAUACCGGAAGAUGGCGAGCACAAGUCGUCAGCAAUGUUAACUACUAUGCAAACAGAUUCAUUGGACAGCGCAACACUGGAUUUGCAAAUAUCUCCUGGAGGUAGAACCGAUUCGCUUUUAGCUAAAGACGAAACUUUUCCUGAACUAAGAUCGUCCACGGAAGACGAAGAAGAAGACGGAAGUGUGUGUUCGUGCAAUGCUCGGCGAAAUGAUGGAGCUGCUUUUCCUAAAGCGUUUGAUCGUGAUUUAGUAACACCAAGUCCUAUGAACAGGUCCAGCGAUGCUUUGAAGAAAUCGGAUAAAGAAUCGGUCACUGAAAAUAGUGGCAAUGAAGACGAUAGGCCGUUGUCUUCAUUGUCUUCAGAACAGGACGGUAUUUGUAGUAUACGUAAUAUGGAACAGCGGAGGCAGUCAUCAAUUGAUCAACACUGGGCUAUGCCGAAUAAAGUUAGAUCUUUGGACGAUGAACCUCCAGUACACCAUGAGGAACAACCGGCUGCUGAUGAGUCUGAGCCAUCCACUUACCUAGUAAAGCAGUCUUGUCACGAUUCGGGUAUUGAUAUCAGAGAUCCCCCAGUAUUGUCUGUCCCUCGUAAGACAGUUUAUUCCGAUGCAGAUAUACUUUUGUCGGAAUCGGACUUUAUUCCACCAGUGCCUGUUGUGCCGCUAUCGACCGAUCACCUCAGCGAUGCGGUUAAUCUGCGUAAAAAGAAAUCUACAUCUGUCUCAUUUAGCCUAGAAGAUUCUAAAGAACAAGACACUUCUGCUCCUGUUGAAGUGCAGCAAAAGGUCGAUGAACAAGCUGACAAACAAGCUCAAGACACCAAAAAAAAUAAGAUGUUAAAAAGACUUUCAUAUCCUUUGGCUUGGAUGGAAGGAUUCACGGGCGAUAAAGAUUCUGAAAAAGAAGGUUCUUCAGUACCGUCUUCUGCCGAGUCGUCUCAUCUAUCCCAUUCAUCAAGCGUAUUUUCCAAAGUGUUCUCAAGCUCACCGAUAAACAUGGUGACUGAUUUCGGUUCGGGUCUGUUCCUAAUGAAAACGCCGAGUGAGGAGAGUGGGCGAUUCCAGUUUCCACCGGCUCAGGAUUGUUCGCCCGCUCCGUCUUCGGCCACCCCGCCUAAACGGGAAGGUCUCGCUAGCUUCUCGCCAUCGUCAAUUAUAAACAGCGUGGGGCGUUCAUCUGUUACUACGUUUAUACGCCAACAACAACACGGCUCUAAUAGCCGGUCCGACAGUCAAAAUUCUACAAAAACUGUACCUCCCAGAUUGGAUUACCGAAGUAUGGUAUCUGUAGACGACAUGCCCGAGCUCUUUGUGUCUUUCGAUAAACUCAUACCAAGACCUGUAACCACAUUUGAAGAACCAGCUCCUUUAUAUUUGAGGCUCAGAAUGGGUAAACCAAAAGAUAAGAAAAUACCAAAGUCAACCCCGAUAAUGUCGUACGGCAAAAAAAAAAUGAAACCGGAGUAUUGGUUUAGCGUUCCUAGAAACAGGGUGGACGACCUGUAUCGUUUCCUUAUGUUGUGGGUGUCUCAUUUGUAUGGUGACCUUGAUGAAGAAGUCGUGACUGGUCGCGGUUUCGAACUUGUUGAGUCAGACACGGAAUUAUGGGAAGAAGCUGAAACUCCACCUGGCGAUACCAGCGAUAAGAAGCUGGACAGGAAUGAAAGCGAAGCCGGUGAUCUCACACGGGAAUCUUGGGAGGUGUUAAAAGCGCCGUAUUCGAAAUUGUACUCGUUGCUGAAGACUCAAGCCGAUCAGUUCGGAUCGUCAGAUUCGCAGGCUAACAACGAGGUGCUGUCUAUGAGCGAUGAACUGCGGCGAGCGUUUUACGCCAACAGCGUCAACUCGUUGGAUUUCGACUCUUACAUACCGGAAUUGCACGGCACCACCGAGAUACUGACCGAAGAGCACCGCAAACAGUUGAGCAGGCAUUUGCCGGCCAGAGCAGAAGGAUACAUGUGGUCGUUGGUGUUCAGUACCCUUCAGCACGGAUUCUCCUUGAACUCCAUGUACCGGAAAAUGAGCAAAAUCGAAAGCCCCAUUCUCCUAGUCAUACAAGACACCCAAAACAACGUAUUUGGCGCUCUCACGUCGUGCGCGUUGAAGAUGAGCGAUCAUUUCUACGGUACUGGCGAAUCGUUGCUGUAUACGUUCUGCCCCGACUUCCAGGUUUACAACUGGACCGGCGACAACAUGUACUUCAUCAAGGGCAACAACGAGAGUCUUUCCAUCGGAGCCGGAGACGGUAAAUUCGGUUUGUGGCUCGACGGUGAUCUGAAUCAAGGAAGGACCGAAGCGUGUAACACAUACGGUAACGAUCCUUUGGUGCCAGAACAGGACUUUGUUGUCAAAAUUCUCGAAUGUUGGGCGUUCCUAUAAACCAAAUUUUAAACCACUUUACGGACACAAUUCACAUAUUAUUAUUAUUAUUUUUUUUUUAGGUGCUAAAUUAUUAUUUUAAAAUCUUGUUAAGUAUUAAAACAUAAAAACAAAAAAUCCAAAAAAAAAAUCAACAAUUUAAAAAGAAAUAAUAUUAUAAUAACUUAUUUAUAUAACCGCACCAACUAUUUACCCCUGGCGGCCCUCACACUUGUCUGUCGUACCUGUUUGUACAUAAGUAAAAAAAAAAAAACAAAAAUUAUAGAAAGUAUAUAGGAAAACUAAACUC
This is a messenger RNA of Adelges cooleyi (spruce gall adelgid), 4691 nucleotides long. It is a transcript of the gene mtd, whose product is annotated as TLD domain-containing protein 2. The record is from RefSeq and is a predicted model, not a curated record. Gene Ontology annotation, cellular component: nucleus. The transcript has 23 exons. The coding region runs from base 719 to 4402 and encodes 1227 amino acids. Lineage: Eukaryota; Metazoa; Arthropoda; Insecta; Hemiptera; Adelgidae. Gene Ontology annotation, biological process: response to oxidative stress.